AUGUCUGAAGGAGUGCUGUGUACAUACUAUGUUUACGAUGACGUAUGUCUCUAUUUCCAGAAAGCAAAGCCUAAAAUAUCUGCGUCUCGCAGACUGUUCUUAAAGACCAAACUGCUAAAGAAGGCCAUGACAAUGCUGGAGAAGGACAAGCAAAUAAAAAAAGAUGAGCGAGAGAGGAUCCUUGCUGAGAGAGUCCCUGCACUUCAACUGUCAGGCCUAUCUCUUCAGGAUCUUCAGAAUCUUUGCAAAGAGCUUCAUCAGAAAAUAGACGUGGUUGAUGAAGAGCGGUAUGACAUUAAUGCUAAAGUGGUGAUUAAUGACAAGGAGAUACAGGACCUGUCUCAGAAGAUCUAUGAGCUAAAGGGUAAGAUGAAGAGACCAAACCUGAGGAGGGUGAGGGUGUCUGCUGACGCCAUGCUUGGGGCUCUGCUGGGUGCUAAGGUCAAGGAGUCUGUGGACUUCAAGGCCAACCUCAAGACUGUGAAGAAAGAGGAAGAGAAGAAAGAGGAAGUGACUGACUGGCGUAAGAACGUGGAAUCCAUGUCUGGUAUGGAGGGCAGGAAGAAGCUGUUUGAUGCCGGGCAGUAA
Molecule: messenger RNA, 588 nt
Organism: Cheilinus undulatus (humphead wrasse)
Lineage: Eukaryota; Metazoa; Chordata; Actinopteri; Labriformes; Labridae
Product: troponin I, slow skeletal muscle-like
Exons: 6
Coding region: 1-588 (195 amino acids)
Biological process (GO): muscle contraction
Cellular component (GO): troponin complex
Source: RefSeq, a predicted model, not a curated record